AAACCCUGUUGUUUAAUGGUGGGAGGGGAGUCGUCUGUUGCUAGGCGACCAGAAGAGACCCUUGUUACCUAGAGACAGGAGGAGGAUUCCUCUGUUGCUAAGGAACUAGAGGAGAGACUUGUUAUCAGUGGGGCGGGGGGUUCUCUGUUGCUAGGUAACCAGAGAGGGAGCCUGUUACCUACAGAGCGGAGGGGGGUCCCUCUGUUGCUGGCUCCAGGUCCCGGUCUCCUGAGCGCCUUCUCCUGCGCCCCGCACGCAGGAGCGGAGGGCGGCAUGUCCCAGGGCCCAGGAGCGCCGCCACGACCCUCUGUGUACCACGAGCGGCAGCGCCUGGAGCUGUGUGCCAUCCACGCCCUCAACAACGUCCUGCAGCAGCGGCUCUUUAGCCAGGAGGCUGCCGAUGAGAUCUGCAAGAGGUUGGCCCCCGACUGCCGGCUGAACCCCCAUCGCAGCUUCCUGGGCACCGGCAACUAUGACGUCAAUGUGAUCAUGGCCGCUCUGCAGGGGCUGGGCCUGGCCGCGGUGUGGUGGGACCGAAGGAGGCCCCUGUCCCAGCUGGCCCUGCCCCACGUGCUGGGGCUGAUCCUGAACCUGCCGGCGCCCGUGUCGCUGGGGCUGCUGUCGCUGCCCCUGCGCCGGCGGCACUGGGUGGCCCUGCGCCAGGUGGACGGCGUCUACUACAACCUGGACUCCAAGCUGCGGGCGCCCGAGGCGCUGGGGGAUGAGGACGGCCUCAGGGCCUUCCUGGGGGCCGUGCUGGCCCCGGGCCUGUGCCAGGUGCUGGUGGUGGUGACCAAGGAGGUGGAGGAGAAGAGCAGCUGGCUGCUGACCGACUGACCCCGGGGCGGGUGCCCUGCCGCGCUGCCUGUCCCUGCUGAGUCCCGCCCGGCUCCGGGGCCUCCCCACCGGCCCCCAUGGGCCCCCGAGGCCCCGCCCCUCCCCCCCUCCUGCUGCUGCUGCUGCUGCUGUUGCCUCAAUAAAUCAGAUUUGUUCCUUUC
Molecule: messenger RNA, 998 nt
Organism: Myotis myotis
Lineage: Eukaryota; Metazoa; Chordata; Mammalia; Chiroptera; Vespertilionidae
Gene: JOSD2
Product: Josephin domain containing 2
Exons: 5
Coding region: 274-837 (187 amino acids)
Biological process (GO): protein deubiquitination
Molecular function (GO): cysteine-type deubiquitinase activity
Source: RefSeq, a predicted model, not a curated record